Molecule: messenger RNA, 6009 nt
Organism: Pristis pectinata (smalltooth sawfish)
Lineage: Eukaryota; Metazoa; Chordata; Chondrichthyes; Rhinopristiformes; Pristidae
Gene: map3k4
Product: mitogen-activated protein kinase kinase kinase 4
Exons: 29
Coding region: 474-5141 (1555 amino acids)
Biological process (GO): protein phosphorylation; MAPK cascade
Molecular function (GO): protein kinase activity; ATP binding
Source: RefSeq, a predicted model, not a curated record
CAGUAUAUAAAAGACAGUAUAUACGAGACAGUGAAAAUCAAGCAAUCCCUUCAAAUUAACCAGUCUGCAUCUAUCAUGCAUCCUGAUGCACAACAAUGUAAAUCGGUUAAUUGAGGGUUUUUUAAAAUUUAAGAAUAGGUUAAAGUGCAGCAGAGUGAACAAACCUGCAGGAGUUGGGUAGCGUGUCUCUAGGCUCGCCCCCUGCAGGCCGUGUGCGGGCGGGCGGGUUGGCCGCCGCGGGUUGCCGUAGUUACCACAGACCGGUCGCAAGAUGGCCGCCGCGGUAGCCGAGCGGAGCCCGAGCGCUGGCUGAGGGAAAGCCGGCGGCGGCGCUCCCCGUCCUCGCCACCGGCCAUCAUCUGAUUGCUUUACUUAUUUCGACCAGAGGCGCCCUCCUCCCUCCCGUCUCUCCGAACGGCGGCCGCCCAGCAGCAGCUAUGCUGCGCCCUCUGCACCAGUAGGAAGCCUCCGACAUGGAACCGUCCGAGCUGCAAAGGGGCAAUGAUACUGAUGUAGCUUCUGAAGAUUCUGAACCAGAGAACUAUUCUGAUGAAUCCAGCAUUGAAGGUUUUUAUGGAACAUCACCGCCUAGUACCCAAAGGCAGAUGAAACGCAUGUCAACUAAACAUCACAGGAAUAACUUGGGGAAAGCAGUUAGCCGUCCUGGCAACAAAGAAAAGGUAACUGUACCAAAGCAUCCAACGCCUAAAGACAAGACCAUUGAAAAUGUGGCAGUAUUCAAUGACAAACAAGAAAGGAAGCUACGGUCCAAUAUGCGAACUACAGAAAGAGACCACAAGAAAACAGUGCAAUGUGCAUUUAUGCUGGAUCCUAUUACAGGGUCCUCUGCAAAGACUUCAAUUCCCAACAAGCCUUACCUCUGCCUUAGCUGCAGUAACCCCAACCCUCCUGUCUCAGUGCCCCUUAGUAGACCCACACGGCAGACUUCCAGAACGGAUUGUCCAGCUGACCGUUUGAAAUUUUUUGAAACAUUACGAUUACUACUUAAGCUUACCUCAGUUUCUAAACGAAAGGAGAAAGAGCAGAGAGGACAGGAAAAUACCUCGUAUGAAUGGGGGAACAGAACAAAUGAACUUAUCUGGCUGGAGCUGCAAGCUUGGCAUGCAAGUCGUAGCAUCAGUGACCAAGAUGUUUACCUCUAUACAGCACGCCAGGCAGUCCCUGAUAUUAUUAACGAUAUAUUGAACUUUAAGGUAAAUUAUGGAAGCCUUGGUGCUAGUAAAGCUGGUGGUUAUGCUGAUGCUGGUGGAGUGGAUGACAUUUUUGAGCAGAAGGUCGACUGUAUUAGGACUUCAGGAAUGCACGUCUUUGGUCAUUGUGAUUAUCAGGAACACCUCCAGUGUCAGAGGAUAGCAUUUGAGCAGGUGAAAAGUAUUAUGGAGCUGCUAGAGUCUGUGGAAGCACUUUACCCAUCAUUGCAGGCCCUCCAGAAGGACUAUGAGAGGUAUGCUGCAAAAGACUUUCAGAGCAGAGUGCAGGCACUCUGCUUAUGGCUAAAUAUAACCAAGGACCUGAACCAGAAACUGAACUUGAUGAGAACUGUAUUAGGCAUUGAGAAAUUACCAAACAUUGGCUGGCCAGUGUUUGAAAUCCCAUCUCCUCGUCCUUCCGGAGCAAGUGACCCAGAUGAGGAAGGAGAUGAUGAUAAGGAUUGCUUAGAGACUUGCCGCUUAGAAAAUGAAGAGCAGAAAGGUCAUGAAGAUGAAGUCACUGGGUCAGAAAAUGACAGACAGCACAGCUCUCAUAGGCACAGAGAAGGGGUACAUGUUCACUUUCAUCCUUUGGAUAUUUUUCCAAAGAAGUUUGAGAGGUCUGUAUCUGAAGAUGAGACAUCCUCAAUGGGAAAUCUGUUUUCUGAGUGCCCACCUGAUGCUAGUUUCAACAGGAAUUGUCAGAUGUCUAUUUAUAGGCCUUUUGUUGAUAAAGCACUGAAACAAAUGGGACUGCGGAAGCUUAUAAUGAGGCUUCACAAGUUAAUGGAUGGAUCUCUGCAAAGGGCACGAGUAGCACUGGAAAAAGAUGUUAGUACACUGGAGUUCUUUGCUGUUCCAGAGCCCUUGAACUGCCAUGAUUACCUGCCUGUAUUGUCUCACACAUCUUCCUGCACAGAGCAGAAGAACAGUAGUGUGUCGUGGGAACAGUUGAAGGCCAUGGAACUCCCAUCUUUCCAGCCUGCCUACUUGGUCUUGUGCCGAGUUCUUCUCAACGUAAUUCAUGAGUGCUUGAAACUAAGGUUGGAGCAGAGACCUGCAGGAGAGCCAUCGCUGCUGAGCAUUAAACAGCUGGUCAGAGAAUGCAAAGAAGUGCUGAAGGGUGGCCUACUCAUGAAGCAGUAUUAUCAGUUCAUGUUGCAUGGGAUUAUGGAUGAAUUCCAGAGACAACAGAAGGUUGACAGUAAUAUUGAUGAAUUUGAGGAAGAUCUACAUAAAAUGUUGAUGGUUUAUUUCGAUUACAUGCGGAGCUGGAUUCAGAUGCUACAGCAUUUACCUCAAGCCUCCCAUAGUCUGAAGAAUCUUCUAGAAAUAGAAUGGAAUUUUACCAAAGAAAUAACCCCUUGCAUACGAGGAGGAGAGGCUCAAGCAGGAAAGCUCUUCUGUGACAUAGCUGGAAUGCUGCUGAAGUCAACAGGAGAGUUCUUAGAUUCCGGUCUCCAGGAAAGUUGUGAUGAAUUCUGGGCGAGUGCUGAUGAUAGUACAGCGUCAGAUGAAAUCAGGAGGUCCAUCAUAGAGACCAGUCGUGCAUUAAAAGAACUCUUUCACGAAGCUCGGGAGAGAGCGUCCAAGGCUCUGGGUUUUGCUAAAAUGCUGAGAAAGGACCUAGAAAUAGCAGCUGAAUUUACUUUGUCGGCUCCUGUUCCGGAAUUUUUAGAGGCUCUUAAAACAAAAAAAUAUGUUAAGGUUCUCAUUCCUGGACUGGAGGACCUGCAUAUUUUUGUUGCUUAUGACCUUGCAGAGCUAAAGUCUCAGAUUCUCCAACUGCUUAGCGCAACAGCUGGCAAGGAAUGUUCAAAUGAAUCCGAUGAAUCAGUAGAUGAAGCCUACUUGCUCCUCAUCAAAGAUGAUCUGAAGAGCAAAGAGCAGGAAGAUGCCUGGAAAUUAUGGGCAGGCCAGUCCAUCAAAGUGCUGCCCCAGGUAGAAACUGUGGAUACAUUGAGAAGCAUGCAGAUUCGUAAUUUAUUGCUGGUUGUGAUGCAGUCUUCACACCUUGUAAAUCAGCGCAAGACCUUUCAACAGUCCAUAGAAAAUCUAAUCUCUCUGCACUGUGAGCAGACGUCCAGCCAACCAGUCAUAGCCAAAGCUCUGGAGCAGCUGAAGCAUGCAGCAUUACUGCUGUGCAAUAGGAUUAGUAAUGCGAUUGACAGGAUUGACAAGAUGUUUAAUUCUGAAUUUGAAGCUGAAGUGGACGAAUCUGAAUGUGUGACUUUACAGCAAUACUACAGAGAAACUAUGAUACAAAGCUAUAACUUUGGGUUUGAGUAUCACAAGGAGGUUGUGCGGCUAAUGUCUGGAGAAUUCAGGCAGAAGAUAGGGGAUAAAUUUAUAAGUUUUGCUAGAAAAUGGAUGACCUUUGUGCUCACAUGUGAAAGCGGGAGGGGAACAAGACCCAGGUGGGCAACCCAAGGGUUUGACUUCCUUCAGGCAAUUGAACCAGGAUUUAUCUCGGCUCUUCCAGAAGAUGACUUCUUGAGUUUUCAGUCUCUAAUGAAUGAGUGCAUCGGCCAUGUUAUAGGAAAACCUCACAGCCCUGUGACAGGAAUUCAUCGAAAUAGUCCUCGCCCUAUCAAAGUACCCCGAUGUCAUAGUGACCCACCAAAUCCACACCUCAUUAUCCCUACAUCCGAAGGAUUCAGUCCGAGGAGCCUUGGGUCUGAAGUACGGAAUGUCUGUGUUGCCAGUGUCCGCUCACCUCCUCUAGUUGCGAGUGACCUAAAUCACACCAAACCUACAGGCCCAGCAAAUGAAAUAAGGGGUUCAAGUGUCCCUGAAAAUGACCGCUUAGCAUCUAUAGCAGCUGAACUUCAGUUCAAGUCACUGAGCCGACAUUCCAGUCCCACGGAAGACCGUGAAGAACCUACAUAUCCUAAAGGAGAUCCAGGUGUGAGUGUGCGAAGAAGCUGGGAGCUUCGGUCUCUGUUAAGUCAGUCAAAAGACGUAGCUGCCAAGCAGAGUCGAAUUGAAGCUGUACGCAAGUCAAUUAAGUCCUUUGAAGAGCAACAAAACUGCCAGAUGAAGCAAAAAAAUAUCAUUGGUCAGAUCUGUGACAUUCCUAAAUCUUAUGACAAUGUCAUGCAAGUUGGAUUAAGAAAAGUGACGUUUAAAUGGCAAAGAGGAAACAAAAUAGGUGAAGGACAGUAUGGGAAAGUGUACACAUGUAUAAAUGUAGAUACCGGAGAGCUAAUGGCAAUGAAGGAAAUCAGAUUCCAGCCAAAUGAUCACAAAACAAUCAAGGAGACUGCAGAUGAAUUGAAAAUUUUUGAAGGUAUCAAACACCCAAACCUGGUUAGAUAUUUUGGUGUAGAACUUCACAGAGAAGAAAUGUACAUCUUCAUGGAGUACUGUGAUGAAGGCACCCUAGAAGAGGUGGCUAGGCUUGGUCUACAGGAGCACGUAAUUCGAUUAUAUACCAAGCAGAUCACCACAGCUAUCAAUGUGCUACAUGAACAUGGAAUAGUGCACCGGGAUAUCAAGGGUGCCAAUAUUUUUCUCACCUCAUCGGGUCUGAUCAAACUGGGGGACUUUGGUUGUUCAGUAAAACUGAAGAAUAUUGCACAAACCAUGCCUGGUGAAGUGAACAGUACCCUUGGGACUGCUGCUUAUAUGGCCCCUGAAGUUAUCACCAGAGCAAAGGGUGAAGGGCAUGGGCGUGCUGCAGAUGUCUGGAGCCUUGGGUGUGUCCUUGUGGAAAUGGUCACAGGCAAGAGGCCUUGGCAUGAGUAUGAGCACAACUUUCAGAUAAUGUACAAGGUGGGAAUGGGUCACAAGCCUCCCAUCCCAGAACGAUUAAGCCCAGAAGGCAAGGACUUCCUCUCCCAUUGCCUGGAAAGUGAUCCAAAGCACCGGUGGACAUCUAGCCAACUUCUGGAUCAUCCUUUUGUCAAGGUUUGCUGUGAUGAAGAAUGAGCUGCCUGAACAAAAGCACUAGUGGUCUCCCAGACACACAAGAAGCAAUCACUACUGCAAGUGCCAAGAACACUCUACAACCGUGAAUUGCACAGACAGCUGACAGGGUCACUGUACCACUGCUUCUGUGAAGCUGAUAGGCUGAGACUGCACAUGUUGGGCAAUUGACUGUCUAGCAAAUUAAAAUAAGCUGCAUGCUCUAUUGGAAGUGCCAUUACUACUGUACAGACUGUUGUGGUUUCUGCCCCGAUAAUCCAUGCCCUUCACCUUGCUUUCAGAAAAUGUAACACCCAGCUGUAGUAUUUCAAUUUUCUAUAGGUUCCAGUUUUGUGUUGUCAAAUAUUCUAAUUUGUAAAAUGUUUUUAUCCUGUUUGUUGUGCUACACACAUCUAUUAUAUCGUGGAAGAAGAAUGCACUGACUCCUGUGAACGUUUGCAUACCCGAGUUUAUUCUGCAGCGACUGUAGACUGAUUAAUGAAAUACAAUUGUUUUCCAAUAAAUUCUUUAUUUUAGGAAAACUGGUGCUGAAGUAAGAAUGGAUUUGUGUGGUGGAAUCUGAAGGAUGCUGUGCUAAAUCUUUAUAAGUCUAAGCAACCAAAGCAAGGGAGGAACGUACUGAUUUAAAGCUCAUGAAACCUCAAGUUCAAUACAUGCAUCGAAAUGACAUUCAUUUGGAGGAAAUCAAACACCCAGCAGAAAUCUAUGUGACCACCGGAUGAACGCACAAACUGAAUGCAGCCAGCACCUGAACUCAAGAUCAAACCCAGGAUCCUGGAGCUGUAGGACGGCAGCUCUAACUGCUGCACCACCAUGCUGCCCAACACAGUCAACUUGCUUUACAGAACUGUACCAUAUUUAGAGAAGCAUA